AUGUCGAGAAUCCGUCAGCUUGAGACUCAUGUGAAGGUGCUUCAGAGAGCCGUAAAAGAAGAGAACUCUGUAGCUCCACAUAUGCCCCGCAUGGCUAUGAAGAGGAAAAAGAAGUUUCGUCCCAUUGACUUCAACAAGUACACCAUACGUCAUGUAGCACUGGAGGUCAUGUACCUCGGCCACGACUACACAGGAUAUGCUGGCACAGAGGAAUUAGAGCACACCGUUGAACGUGAACUGUUUGAGGCUCUUAUAAAGUGCAAGCUUAUUGAGUCCAAAGAGUCAGUGCGUUACAGUCGGUGUGGUCGAGCAGACAAGGGUGUUAGUGCAUUUGGACAGCCAAGGGAGAGAGCCACAUGUGACAAGACCACGGAGAUAAGGUACUGCCACGUGCUGAACAGGAACCUGCCACGGGACAUCAGGGUGCUGGCCUGGGCGCCUAUAGACCCAGACUUCAGUGCGAGUUGCAGGAGAAGAAUGUACAAGUAUUUCUUCCCCAAAGGAGACCUUAAUAUAUUGCUCAUGGAAGAAGCCGGCAAAAAAUUGAUUGGUGAAUAUGACUUCCGCAACUUCAGCAAGUUCAAUGUUAAAGAUGGCAUUACAAACUAUGUUCGAAAAAUCAUGGAGGUUGAAGUCAAGACUCUAGAUGAGACCGAUGACGGAUUCACAAUGUGCGAACUCACGAUCGUCGCGAGGGCGUUCCUGUGGCAUCAGAUUCGCAGCAUCUUCUCUGUGCUUCUUGUUGGCAAAGGGAAAGAAUCGGUUGAAAAUGCCAUGAAGACAACCUCACCUCCCUCCAGCAGCUUUGGGCUGAGCAUUCCAUCAAAGCAACAAUAGUGAAGAGCAUGCUGAAUGACCUCGAGAAAGCUAAAGUGGAAACAGUGACCCUUGACGAGAUGAUAGCAUCACAUGAGUCGAGAAAACAGCGAUGGAGAGAAAAUGCUGAAAUUGAAGUGCAGGACGAUAGCAGUGAAGAGGAGAUUACGUCACGGAAACGUCAACGGCUUGAAAUUGAUAAGCCUAGCCACAUAGAUGAUAAGCCAUUUUGAACAUUAGAUAAACCCAAGUCCGGAGAGAAUAAGGAUCCUCACAUAAUUUAUGGAGAAAACAAUAAAGAAGAUGAUGACACUGUAAGGGACAUUGAUGGAGAAACUACUGAUAUGAAGGCUGAUAAAGAUAUCUGCGAUUCUAAAACCUCUCUUAAAGAUAAUGGGGAGGAAAACUUGGAGACAUCAGAGACUGGUAUGAAAGGAGAAGAGAAAGUGAGAAGAAGUACACAAAAAGAGAUUGGGGAAAGCUCAGUUAUAAGUCAAACUGGGGAAUGAGUCAUUUCCUUUGAUAAUUGUCAUGAGAAAUUCUCAGUCCAAUGAUUAAUUUGAAAAAUAAGAUGUUAAUAAGGAUUUUGUUGUAGAAUACAUUGAAAUUUAUUUGCAAGGAUUAAUGCUAUUGAGAAUUUUGAAACAUGGAUAUAAUGGAAUCGUGUUGAAAUACAAACUGAUUGAGAAAAGUUAUUUCAUUUUUAAAUUUACUGUACAUCAGGUUACGAUACUGACCAAAUAGACAGAGAAUAUCUCACGACAAACACAGAGGUUAAUAAUGACACAUAUUACUUGAUGACUUAUACUGCAAUAAGACAUGGACUCAAGCUGCUCAAGGUAAAGGAAAGGCAAAGUGUUAGAGAAGAACCUGGAUGAAGACUUUUACCAGUUGUAUGGUAGAAGGUUGAUAUUUGGUGAUCAUUAUUCCAAUGUCAAGGCAAGUUGUUAGAAUUAGAGAGGAGAGCGUAGUGGAGAAGGUCAAGGUUAAUGGUGUUUAUGACACUGAGGUCAAUGUAUAGAGAAAGGGACAUUGAAAUGGUCAUGGUCUUAGAUGAAAAACAAGGUCAAUGUUGUUCAUCACUCUUAAGGUCAAGGUUUGUUAUUCAAGUCAGAGUGGAGAGAAGGUCAUGGCUUCAGAGAAAAAAACAGCAAGAUCAAGGGUUUUCAUUAAGCUUAAGGUCAAGGCCAGAAUUUCAUGUUAGAGAGGAGAGAAUAGUUGAAAAGGUCAAGGCUGUGAAAAAAAGAAACCAAACAAGGUUUUUAUCAGUGUAGUUGUAUAUAAUGGGUGCUAUAUGUUUGCGUUUCAUUACCCUAUGUGUGUACGGUCAAGGCCAGUAGUUUGCUUUUAACCAUGUGAGCCACUGCAGUUGGACCAAAAUCAAAUGAAUUGAACUGAUAUUCAUCAUUAAUCUGUCACAUAGACUUGAGUAAAGCAUGUUUACCUUGUUUUCUUGUACUCUAGAUAUAUGGAGUUAUUGAGCAUAUGUCAGGCUUUUUUGUGCUUGUGGUAAUUUUGACCACUAUUUUGGUUAAGUGCUUUCUGUGUGUAUUGGUUGCUGUUGAUUGCCUUAUUUAAAGAGGAACUUUUUUCAGAUUUGUUAGUUCAGGUCAAUUUUACAAGGCCAUUAUUUAAUUUUUUCGAAACCACUGAUAAAUUGAUUAAUUCGCUAGGUUUUAUAUUUGUGGUCUGCUGUUGCAUGAAAACUAAACCCUCCCAAAAUGCAACAUCAUUGAGGGUUGCUUGUAGAAAAAGAAAUAAAUCCGUUUGGUCUGCUGGAACUUACAACAGCCUAGCUGGAGGUCUUCAAUAUGGUGUUUUUAACAUGAUCAUGAACUUUAUAUAAAAAAAAAUUGAAAUAUGUAAAAUGUGUGUUUUACACAUUGUCUUCUGUUUUAUUGGUUUGUUAACUAAAUUUAUAUUUUAUGUUAUGUUGCCAUGGAAAUGGGACCAAUUUUUACAUUGUAUACUUCCAUUGUUGUUGAAAAAGCAUUAGAAUAUAUGAAUAUUGAUAUUAAUACUCCUGCAAAAUAAGUUUGAAGGGAGGCGGUAUAUUGGAAGUCAUCAUAGGAUUGGUCUGUUGGGGGGAUAGUCAGUUGGCAAACAAUUGUGGAGCGAACGACUCCCAUAGUUUUAGAGAUAUCUCUGUGAUCCUAGGUACACAUUUCCACCAUGAUGGUUAAUUAUUGCCUUAUAUAUUUUUCGUGGCCUGUCAUCAUCUCGUCUUACACUUUCAGUUACAUGCCCGAAAGUAUCAUUUUUGGGCUAUAAUGGGGUUUGUGGAGUGACAAUUCCCACAGUUUAAUAAGAGGGUUUACUCUGAUUAUUGUUUAAUUGGUUGAAAUUACCAUUAUUAUUAAAAAGUAUUUAAGUGUAUUAAAGUAAAAGACGAAUACAAAAAUGCGUAUGUUCAAAACGUAAACUUAUGUACCACUCCUGUCAUAGUUAUAUACCUAUACCAUGUUUGAGAGUUACAUUAACUCCCAUAUUGGAAUGGUAACAGUAUGCGGGGCUAAACCAUUCAGUAUCUAAUAUAUUUGUAAAGAACAAUGAUAUUCACUUAUACUGCAUGUUAGUUAUUGAAUGUUGCCCUUGACAUCAUGGUACCCACUACCCUCGUAAUUGAAAUUAUACACUCACACUUAGGAGCUUGUGUAUUAUUUCAAUUACACAGUUGUGGAUGCCAUAACUAUAAUGUAAUAUAGUUUUACAUUACAUAGGAACCUUUUACAUAUGUAUAAAGGCUGAUCAUUACUGGCUCGUUAAACGAAAGUGCGAAGUUCAUUAAUCUCUGUUUAAUUACAGAGUGAUGUUGUUUUUUAGUGUGUUGUGAGAGUCAUGUAUGAUGUCUGUCUUAUCUGAGUCCUAACCAUGAUCCUUUCUAUGAAUAUAUCUUUUAUCUUGGUAUAUCUUGUUGAGAUAAUUAAAUUGACAUUUAAAAGCUGAACACGCAAAAAUAUUUAAUGAUUGGUGAGUGCUUAAAGAUUUACUGUGAUCUAUUAUCGUCUCACAAGGUAGAAAUACCUUGUCCUCUGCACCUUUAUUUCAAAUUAAACUCGACAACCUUCAUAAAAAACAUUGUUUUUGACAUUUAUUCAUCCUUUUUGAUAUGUUAAACAGUUGUAUUAAUUGUGAUAAAUCUUAUGUUGGAGUAAGAGUCCAUCUUUAAAGUAUCAAUAUAUUUCAGAAAUAGUAAAGUACUAUCCGGUAUAUCUUGUUGAGAGAAUUUACAGUAACUGUCAUGACAUUUUAGAAAUAGUAAUUUUUCCAAGAGCUGCCUGCAGUUCAGUUUAAGCUUUAUUAAGGAGUUUAAUACCGUUGAUGCACGUUCUUUUGCCAUAAAGUAAUUAAGUACUGAACAAAGUGUAAUCCACUUUACCCACUUUUUUCACUGUUUUUCGCGUGUGUGUUAUCUAUCCUAAUAUAUUAUAUACAGUACAAUGGUAAAAGAGUGAAGAUGUAGAUUAUACCACAUUUGAAUGUUUUAGUGUAUUAUCAACACGGUUAAGAUGGUAAAGGAGUGAAGAUGUAGACUAUACCACAUUUUAAUGUUUUAGUGUAUUAUCGACACGGUUAAGACAGUAAAGGAGUGAAGAUGUAGACUAUACCACAUUUUAAUGUUUUAGUGUAUUAUCGACACGGUUAAGACAGUACAGGAGUAAAGAUGUACAUUAUACCACAUUUUAAUGUCUUAGUGUAUUAUCGACUUGCUUGGUCAAAGGGUACAUCAGAAUGUAGAUAUUUUGUGUUGUGGACGUGUAACUAAUUUUGAAUGUUAAAUGUUGCCGAGGUAGUCUUCGUCAUUCCAAAUAUACAUUUUCAGAUCA
Molecule: messenger RNA, 4643 nt
Organism: Mya arenaria
Lineage: Eukaryota; Metazoa; Mollusca; Bivalvia; Myida; Myidae
Product: tRNA pseudouridine(38/39) synthase-like
Exons: 10
Coding region: 1-837 (278 amino acids)
Biological process (GO): tRNA pseudouridine synthesis; mRNA pseudouridine synthesis
Cellular component (GO): nucleus; cytoplasm
Molecular function (GO): pseudouridine synthase activity; RNA binding
Source: RefSeq, a predicted model, not a curated record